GCUAAUACCAUAGACAGGUCAACACUCAACACGCAUCAAAUUGAAUUUUCUCCCUCAUCCCGAGGCAGAAUUUCCUCCCGUCAAGCGUGGCUAAUCAAGGUACCAAAAGAAAAAUGAGCAGCUCUGAGGAGGUAUCAUGGAUAAGUUGGUUCUGCGGCCUCAGAGGGAACGAAUAUUACUGCGAGGUGGACGAAGACUACAUAAGUGAUAAGUUCAAUUUAACAGGUCUUAAUGAACAAGUUCCACAUUACAGGCAGGCCUUGGAUAUGAUAUUGGACCUAGAACCAGAUGAUGACUUGGAAGAAAAUCCAAAUCAAUCAGAUUUGGUGGAACAGGCUGCAGAAAUGCUCUACGGUUUGAUUCAUGCACGUUACCUUUUAACUAACAGAGGCAUAGGACAAAUGUUGGAAAAAUUUCAAACUGGAGACUUUGGUAAUUGCCCACGUGUUUAUUGUGAAUGCCAGCCAAUGUUGCCCAUUGGACUCUCAGAUGUCCCUGGUGAAGCAAUGGUUAAGCUGUACUGCCCCCGUUGUAUGGACGUAUAUACUCCAAAAUCUUCCCGUCACCACCAUACAGAUGGUGCCUAUUUUGGAACAGGUUUUCCACAUAUGGUGUUCAUGGUACACCCAGAAUACCGCCCACGAUGUCCCACGUCAGAGUUUGUGCCCAGACUAUAUGGGUUCAAGAUCCACCCGGUAGCCUAUGAGAUUCAGACACAAGCAGCUGCGGGACACAAAUCACUUCGAACUAUGGCAUACAACAAUGGUAAACGCUAGGAGCGACCCAGGCCACGACCCCCGCCGACGCGACACUAGCAGUUGCUAUAAAUAGCGGAUGACCAUUGGUUAUUGUCAUUUAUCUUGAGCGUUGACCAAAAACAGGAAUGUACAGGCUUAAUGGUGUAAAUUUGAAAUCUGACAAGUUUCGAUUAUGAAUUGACCUGCCAACCAAACAACUUUGGAGGUGUUCACAAAGUUUAAAGAUAAAAAAUUCGACCAUACAUUUAUCCAUAAAUCUCCAAAAGACACAACGCUACAAAUAUGAUGUGAAAUGUGGCAGAAGCAGACUUAGAAAAAUUAUUAAAUAAGGCUCUAUUUCUAAAUCAAAAUUUCUUCUAUUUAUGUUAUAGUUUACUAAAUAACCUUGUGUCAAUAAUGCCUCUUCUACAGAGAAGAAACAUAGGUAUUUUUUGAAACUAUUGAAUAGAUAUUUUUAAUGUCUAUUCUCGUAAAUAAAUGAAAAUUUGAAAUACCUAAUUUUUUUUUGUAAAAUGUCAGUAUCUUCAACGCUCAAGAUUGUGUCGUAAAUUUUAAUACGUGACGUUAUACCUAAUAUUAGUUCACUCUACAGUAACAGCUAAUACAAAUACAGUCAAAACUGUUUAUGAAGACAUCAUAUUGAUCAAAAUCAAAGGUUCCGGCUGAAUUCUAUUGUAUGAGGUACUGAAUAUCAACGUCAUCCGCUAUUACGACUAUCGGAUUUUACCAAAUAUGAGUAGACCCUUCGAUGUCUUUAUAAACAGACUUUGAAUGUAAUUUUAUUUAUCAAAAAGUGCUCCGUGAAAGAAAACAUAUUAAUUAAUGCACAAUAAGAGUUAUACAUUAGUUUUAUCUUUACCCAUCAAUAUUCGUUAGAAGGAAAUCGAUGGUAAAUGUCACUUAUUUGGGUCAUCUGUCAUGUGACUCGCUGUCAAAGAAAUCUAUGGGCGUAGCCGAAGGGAUAAAAAGAGAUUUCUCAUUUAAGUAGGAUAAGAAAUAAUUUUUUAACCUAUGGUGUUUGUAUGUUUUAUGUAGUUCUUGAUUCGAUUUUUCAACUUCGAUUUAUAAGUUUGAAUCAUCUGUCAAAUAGAUUAUUAAGACCGCGUUUUCGUAUAAAACGAACAAAUUUAUUAACGAAAAACCGUAACCAAGCUACGCCCAAAUUUCUUGACGUACCGGUUUUUCAUGGUUCCAAAGAUCGAUCUUAGAAGGAGCCAAGUGUGAAAUGAGUAAUAGAAUGUUUGAUUAUUUUCUAAAAAUGAUACUUAUCUAUUUGCCAGGUGAAUACCGUGAAUCCAUAGCUAAUAAAUACAUAAUGAAAAAUGAUACAUAAUUAUAAAAGCGGGGAACGUGGUCUUUCAUCUAUAUAAUUAGACAGUAUUUCGUUGUACUCAUUGUUAUAGCUAAGAUCAUUUUAACCGUAUUUAGGCUCGAAUUCUAAACCAUUUAUAGCUUUGCGUAUUUUCAAACAUGUCCUAGAAAAUUAAAAUGUUUUAGAAUACGAGUUUAGGUACCCAAUAAUAAUUAUGUCAUAUGUGCCUUACGGGCAUAUGGCACUUUAAGUAUCAGAUUUAGAUUAUCAUUUAGAUUUAAGCUAGUUCUUUGUUUUUUUAUUGGUUUCUACACUAAUAUUAUUAAAAGAUAAAUUUGA
Molecule: messenger RNA, 2409 nt
Organism: Pieris brassicae (large cabbage white)
Lineage: Eukaryota; Metazoa; Arthropoda; Insecta; Lepidoptera; Pieridae
Gene: CkIIbeta
Product: casein kinase II subunit beta
Exons: 7
Coding region: 114-776 (220 amino acids)
Cellular component (GO): cytoplasm; protein kinase CK2 complex
Molecular function (GO): protein kinase regulator activity
Source: RefSeq, a predicted model, not a curated record